This is a messenger RNA of Esox lucius (northern pike), 7709 nucleotides long. It is a transcript of the gene nhsl1b, whose product is annotated as NHS-like 1b. The coding region runs from base 847 to 5685 and encodes 1612 amino acids. NCBI's taxonomy places the organism in Eukaryota, Metazoa, Chordata, Actinopteri, Esociformes, Esocidae. Gene Ontology annotation, biological process: cell differentiation. The record is from RefSeq and is a predicted model, not a curated record. The transcript is spliced from 7 exons.
ACAGAACAACCUGAAGCGGAGAAAAGCACAUUGCCUAUUACCUCUGGGCCGGUCAUCUACAGUGUUCACGCUUUCUCUCUUUGUCUCUCUUUCCAUGCACCAGGUGAGUUUACCACUCAUUGUUCGGGUUUCUCCCAGGUGCCUUCACAUUGAUAAGAAGUCUCAAUGGUCACAACGCUUCUUCUAAUUCUCUCACGCCACUUGAGCUACCUAGCAGGUCAAGGCAAGAGGAAUGAGAGGUGGAACAAAUUGAAGAAAAAUGAGUGACCGGACUCCUUGGAAGCGAUUAGCAUCACUCUCGCUGGACUACAAACACAGUGCCGCAAUUCGUCUAGUGAUGUGUGACAAACGUGUUUUUUAAACCCUGUCCGCUCAAGAUAAACGGAGAUACUAUGAGAAACGUCUUGAGGACUGUCACCCUGUUGUGAUUAAAAUGUGACCAGGAAGUAUUUUGCUAUUAUGCUCCAGAGGAAUACAUCUAUCUUCACCAGUGCGGAGGAGUGUUGAUUUUCCGGAUUGCCUAAUUGCUACUUUGGUUUUGGGAAGCGUGCCCUGGAUUUUAUGAAACAAGGGGAAAGAGGAGUUCUUCUGGUUUGGCUCAGGUAAAGAGGGAUGAAAUUAAAUACAAUUUGAAAAGACUGCUUGGUUCUGAGUUAUGACUGGGAAAAGGGAGUGUGCAACCCUAGUGGAGGUACACCACAGGACCAGACUGUUGUAUCAAACUCAUUUAUUUUGCUAUAAAACGAAGGGCAGUUGGCUUUUGAAACAAACAGCUUUGGACACGCAAAUUUUGCUCAAGCCUCUGCAUAUUUCAGCUGUUUUCUUCAUCUUCCAGAGUGUGUAAGGAUGAGGAGGGACAAGAGUUCUGGUUCUUUCCGUAAGGAUAUUAAGGAGAAGCCCGCCAGUCUGUCCCGAGCCCUGAGCUGGCUGAGCAUAUCCUCUCUGCCCCGACCAACCCGACGCAUCUUCCUCAGUCCGUCGGAGCUUCACGCUCACUCUCACUCACGUACACACUUGCCUGGCAGACAGGAGGAUGAUGAUGACUGGGUGUAUAAGCCACAACAUCAUCGUACAGGCAAAGCGGUUUCUAACCUGGAUGAGGAGAGUAAGUGGACUGUACACUACACCGCCCCGUGGCACCAGCAGGAGAACGUCUUCCUGCCCGGCAGCAGACCCCCCUGUGUAGAGGACCUGCACCGCCAGGCCAAGGUAAACCUCAAGACUGCACUGAGAGGAUGUGACAAGUUGAGGAAGGAUGGUUUCCGUAGCUCUCAGUACUACUCCCAAGGCCCCACCUUCUCUGACAGGGCAGACUCCCUCAGCACUCUGCAGGAUGACCAGGACGACACUGAUAAGAAGUCCACAGCUUCGUCUGCAGAGGACAGCAGGUCCCUGCACUCUAUGAGGCCCCAGACCCCCCAGGAGGAGGAGGGUAUAGACGAGUGUGACGGACAGGUGCACCGCCACAAGGCCCCACCCCUGCCCACCCCAGAAGAGAAGAUGAGGAUGCAGGCCCAGGCCGUGCCCACUGACAUCAUCCCCAUCAACGUCACAGCGGCAAAAGGACGUGGUGGCGAGCUUCGGCCACAUUCCAUGUUCAUUCCCGGACAAUAUUCCACGCUGGGCAGAGUCGGGAACAUGAACUCGUCGCUCCAGCAUUCCGAAACCAGAGAUUCAGGUUGCCAGACGGAGGAGGUGAAGAUCGUUCCACCGUCAAUGCGGAGAAUCAGGGCUCAGCGGGGACAGGGGAUUGCAGCCCAGAUGGCGGGAAUAUCCACUUCCUCAUCUACUGGAAGCAUCUCCAGUAACAACGGUUGUUCCGGGAAGGUGAACCUAACUUCCCAUCCGAACGGAGACUCCCAGCGCUUUCACAGUCUUCCCAGACAAGGGGCCAGGGUGUCUCUCAGUACAGAGCCCAUCUACAGCAGCACCCCCAUCAGACCGGACGACCACACUGUGCCCCAUGGGCAGAUUGGCAAGCUGCAGGUGGACGACACAGUGGUGCAUCUGAGAAACGCUCCCCGGACGGGAACCCUGCGGUCCAUGUCCCAGGAGGUGCGUGGUUCCCCCACACAGACAGGAGAGUGGGGAGCUGGACCGGCAUGUGUAGUGUCCCCCCACACUGCAUACUCCACGUCCAUCCUCUCCAAUGCGACUAUGUCCUCCUCUGCCGAGGUUGUGGCCCUCAACACAUCAUCCACCCAACACUCCCAGUCUCCCAGGAUGAUCUACCCCACAUCUAGGCCACUCAGCCUGGCCGCAGACCACCUGAGCUCUACCUCCUUCACCCAGAAGAACUCCUGUGCAGGCCCUGCUACCUCAACCAUGACACACAUCCAUCCCCAAGAAGGAGGGGUGGUGGCCCUAGGAACACCCAGUGAAUCUGGCCGCUCAGAUGGCAGCUUGCACAGCCAUAGCAGCACUGUUGCCGCAACGACACCGUUAUCAGCUGACGACCAAUGGUCGAUCUAUGACACGCCGGAGAACGUUGUGCCGCCACUGCGCACUCUGACCUCUAGUUGUUCCACACCCAUCAACCACUUGUGCAGCAGCCUGGAGCUGUCAUCGCGCACAGAGAUGUCAUCCCGGACCACCACUGACUCCAGCUCCCUGUACUCCCAGGAUAAUGAUGGCUACUACACCUCCAUGCACCUGGACUCUGGCCUGCGCUCCCGGAGCCACGGAAGUGGGCAGGGCCAUGGGACGCCAGCCGGCAGGACAGCUAGGCACAGCAUGUAUGAGUGCCGUGAGCUGGCCAGCCAUGAGGAAGACUCUAACAGGCUAUACAGCGACCGCUCGCUCUCCCGCAGCAUCUCCCUCCGCAAGGCAAAGAAGCCGCCGCUCCCCCCUGCUCGGACAGACUCCCUCCGCCGCAAACCUGGAGGUAAGAAGCCCCUGGGUGGCGUUAGCACCAUUAGCGGAGUUAGCGCAAACGGCUCGGUUCUGAACGAGUCCCUGAUUGCUAGCCUGCAGCAGAGCCUUCAGAUGGGGUUGAGGGGGGUUGAGGGAAAGGGCGUGUCCCCCUCCUCACCCUCCCACAGUCCCUGCAGCGACUACGAGGACCCCUGGUUGUUGCGGUCCCGGAGCCAGAGCAGUGUCAGCGCCGCUAGCUCCGCUGCAUCGCUAGCAGCUAAUGGUGUGGCAGUGGGUAACGUGUACUCACUAUGUAACGUUACACCGGCGCACAGUGACACAAGCCUGCGCUCGGACUACGCAGAGUCCUGGGGAUACUACAUGGAUUACCCCUGUAGCAAUGGAGACCAGGGGCCGCAAUCCCCCUCCACGCACCAGCACCACCCCGCAGCGGGGGCACACCCACAGGGUCUGUCGAAUGGAAGCGGGGUGGUCCACAAUCAAAACAAUACCCAGGCCCAGGUUCCUCCAGCCCAGGAAGGUGGUGUGGCUGUCAAGCCCAAGACCUCCUCCCCAGACCGAGUCCACAGACUGACCUCCCCUUCCAGCGGCUACUCUAGCCAGUCUAACACCCCCACGGCCGGCACCCCGGUGCCCUCAUUUAUGCGGGCACACUCCCCAUCGGGGCGGUCCAAGCCCAAAGUGCCUGAGAGGAAGUCCUCGCUCCUCUCGUCCAUUUCGAUCUCCUCGUCCUCCACCUCCCUCUCAUCAAAUGCCUCAGACUCUCUCAGGAACUCUUGCCACCCUCCGCCUCCCCCGCACCCCACACCUCCCACCGUAGAACUCAGCACACCCAUCAGCCCCCCGCCCUCUUUCCCUGCUCCUCUCCCCCCAUCUGGCCCUAGCUCUCCCCCUCUGCCCCAUGAUCUCCCAUUAGUCACAAACCCUCAGGGCGCAGCCAUAAGUCUGCCCCUUUGUUCCACCUCUCCAGACUUUCCUCCACCUCCUCCCCCAGAGUCUCUCAUCCACCCCAAUGCCUCCUUCAACAGGUCCCUCAGUCCUCCCCCUCCUCCUCCUCCAUUUCCUUCCAUAGUCUUCUCACCCCCACCACCUCCACCACUCCCUGUCCCUGCUCCACCCACAGCCUUGCCUCUCAACCUGAAGGCAGGAAGGAACGCUAUCAACCCAGCUACGGUCCCCAACAGCCCAGCUGCCAAAGAGGCUGGAAUGUCCCCCAUGCUCCUUAUAACCUCCUUUGCACUCCAGAGUGUGCACCUCCGGUCAGUCAAGCGGCCAGAGAAGACACAAAUUGCGGGAGACCAGGUCCAGUCCCUUAUGCCCCAGAUAGUGGAGCUUAAGCGUGCUGAGCAUCCCACCACACUUCCUCUGAAGAACUCUACCGAACCAGCGGAAGUUACCAAGGCCUCUUCAUCUGCAAAGAAAAUUGCUGAUAUGCUCGCGGACAGGAGCAACUAUGAGGCGCUUCCAGGCAAUGCUGUCCUAAAUGGCAAGCCUGAGAAACAGUCAAGCAACUUGACCCAACCAGACACGGAGCUGUUCUCCCUCUUUGGCACCUUUGAAGAGGCAGUCAAAAGCUCUUCAGUCAAACAAAAACCUCCAGUGGUCUCCAAGAAGCCUGAACUGUCCCUCUCCCCUGUCGUCCCCCAGCUAGCAGAGAAGACUCCCCCAGCUAGCCCCACACUACAUGCCCUAGAGGAGAUGACCUGCUCCUCUGAAGAAGACCAGGUGGAUGCUAAAGUAAGCAAAGGAGAGAAUGACAAAGAGGAAAAAGUUAAGGAGAAAGAGGAGGUUUCGGAGAGUUGCUCAGCUCUGAGUAGUGAACCCUGCGCCAUCCUGGAAAGCCAGCAGAAGACCCAGCCCCAAGCCACUGUCACCCAGGAGACAAGCCUCACUGAGGGGCAGGGGGCAGAUGUUCAGACUGAAGAAGAAGAAGAAGAAGAUGAGGAAGAUGGAGAUGGAACCAGCAGUAACAGUGGAUCAAUCAGCUCCAAGGACGACGAGAGUGGUGAUGUGUUUUACCCCAUCAGCGCCGCUGAGUCUUCACCAGGCACUAGCACCAAAAGGACCCCCCGUCGGGGGGACAUGGUGACCCCCACACGUCCGCGGACCACCGAGGACCUCUUCGCUGCCAUCCACAGGUCCAAGCGGAAGGUCCUGGGUCGCAAAGAGUCAGAGGAGGAAAAGUCACGGGGCAACUCCCCCUGCCCGUCUCCCCCCGUCACCCCUACGGGGGCCUCCCCCACCCUGGUAUCCCCGCUGCCAAUGGGCAGACAGACAGGUUCCAUUCAGCGAAACCUGCGCAAGUCAGCCACCAGCAGCGACACUUUCAAGGCCCUGCUCCUGAAGAAGGGCAGCCGCUCAGAGACCAGCUUCCGUAUGUCAGCAGCCGAGAUGCUGCGUUCAACAGACCCGCGCUUCCAGAGAACGUGCUCUGAAUCCUCCCUGGACCCGCCUUCUUCGCCAUCGUCACCAGGCCACAGCCCUUUCGCAUCGCCGGGCCGUGGCAAGAGGGCGCUGGAAGAUUGGGCCCGCAACGAGGGCCUAUCCUACUCCUCCGCCUCAUUGACGUCGUUGCCGUCACUCAGCGGAAUGAGGUACGGCCGAUCGAGGACGCCGCCCUCCGCUGCCAGCAGCAAGUACAAUGCACGCAACCGCAUCCUGAGCAGCCCAAUGACGGUCAUCUGUGAGCGCGAGGGGGAGUUGGCUGAGAGUGCGGAGUACGGAGACAUCCCUGAUGGACAUCCCAGACCCCUGUCCACACCCCUGCUCCAGGACUGUAACGGCACUUUAUCAGAGAGUGGCAGCAGUUAGAUAGGAAACACUGCCCCUGGAUAAAGGGAGCUGAACUCAGCCAGUGAGAGGCCCUACAGUGGCCCCUGUGUCCUCCAGUGCCUCCCCCCCCACCCCCCCACUCCAGGUCCUACAGGUUUUGGACCUGAACUGCCCUGUGGCCUUUACAGACUGACCAACGUUGUACUUAGACGGAAUUGGAGACCAGCAAAACUGCAGCUUUUCAAUACAUAUUUUCCUCACGCAUCUCAUUUUGAUAACCCAUCUCUUGUGUUACCAAAAAGUUAUACUAUUCAGUACGAUCUACGCCUGAUUAUCCCAGUUUUUGUUGGUUUGCUCCUUUUUACUUUCCUGUUAGAGCUUCAAAAGGUGCUGAUUGUAGGCAGGGUUGGUUCCUGUAGUUUUUAGAAGGUUUCUCUAAAAACUAAGGACUUGGUUAAGGGAAAAGCUAAGGUGACAUGAAGGAGAAAAAAAAGUUGUUUUGAUUUCACUGUAGUGGUGCCAGCAAUUAAGCAGUGGAAAGUGAAACUCAGAGGUGUGUUAGAUAAAGGCUAAAAUGCGUGUAAAAUAAUGUGUAUUUCUGCUGGGCUUGCAACCUGUCUCCUGUUUACUCAAGUCUAGAAAGCAUUUACACACCAUGGCUAGCGAGAAUGUAUUUCAAGACAUUUUAGAACAUGUCGCCAAAGGUUCCAAAACAGGACAAAUAAAGGUGCCAGAACACAGCAUUAGCUGUGGUUCUUGUCAGGUUCUUCUUUGAGGUCUUUGAAGUCAGUGGAUUAAUAGUUUGCGAGGUCUGGAACUUUCAAUUGUCAAGGGGAGACUCUGAGGGCUCAUGACUGCUCUCUAGGUGACGACAUCCAUGGACAAAGGCUCUAUACAGAACAAUCAAUAUGGUGGAUCAAAAAUGGUGGUUUGAAAAACCAGGGAGUGGUUUGGAAUUUUAGUUUGUAGAUUUGCACUGUCUGUAUGUGUUUCCUUUUUCUUUGUUCAUGUACUUAAAAAAAAAACUGUGUGUUCAGAAUUGUUUUACGAUGUCUGUUUAUAACUUACACAUUUGGAAAUGAAGAAUGAGUCCUUAAAAAAGUAAAAUGAAAACUUACUUUGGAAAAAAGUGUCAUUUGUGAUCCUUUUGGUUACCAAUGAGCUAAGCAAAUAAGUGUAGUGUACUGUUUUUGCUUUCACUGACUUCAUCUGAAUCUUUGAACACAUUGGACCAGAUGUAAUUGACCAUGGUCCAGCAUAGUGGAGAUGACCUAAUAAAAUUAUUUAGAACUUACGAUUAAUAUCAUGCUGUUUACCUUUCUACUAGGUUUCUUUCCCUGCACAAUUUUAUAAGGUUCUUUAUAUAAAUACAGAGAAAGGUGUUACAUUUAAUUUAAUUUCAAAUUCUUUGUACAUUAGAGUCCUUGUUUUUGGAAAGCAGUGGUUUUCUUUUCGUUUCCUUUUAUAUACUAUUUAUUUUCAAGUUGUGGGGUUGUGACGUGGUACUCCAGAGCCAGCCAGCAGCCAGGUCAAGGGUCUGAAAGAAAAGGUCUUGGGGCAGGGAAGGAUCAAGAGGUGAAAGGUCAAGUGAAUACGCGUGCACGCAGUUAACAGACCCGGUUUACAGAGCUAAAGCAAAUAACUAAAACUUUUUUUGGUACAACUGAAGGGAUUUAUAAAGUUUAGCUUGAGUUUUUUGGCGCUUAAUAGUAAAUAUUUCCCCCUGGUGCAAAAGCUCAGGAAAUCUGGCCCGGUUUAUUUGCAAGUUGAUGACUGUGAGUCUAUGUAUGCUAUUCCCGCUGAGUAACAACAUUGACUAAAUCACCUGUCUCACAAAGUUCAGAUCCAGUCAUGAUUGAGAGUUUGUCUCAGCCCGACUCCCAAUAGGAGUUUAUGACGUCUCACUCUCAACCUUGCUGAUUAACAAGGAAGAUGACCAAGUGCUGAGAAAGAGACUUGACAGAUUCAAGAGUGACGGAAGGGUGCGGUUUUAAAGGGAGAAGAGAGUCAGGCUGCUAGCCCUUGUGUAUGUCCAUGUAAUAAAGUAUGGCGAUAUUUAAAGA